Truncatella angustata is the source of this 507-nucleotide messenger RNA. Its product is annotated as E3 ubiquitin ligase complex SCF subunit scon-3. The transcript has 4 exons. Gene Ontology annotation, molecular function: cullin family protein binding. Gene Ontology annotation, biological process: SCF-dependent proteasomal ubiquitin-dependent protein catabolic process; mitotic cell cycle. NCBI's taxonomy places the organism in Eukaryota, Fungi, Ascomycota, Sordariomycetes, Amphisphaeriales, Sporocadaceae. Bases 1 to 507 code for a protein of 168 amino acids. Gene Ontology annotation, cellular component: cytoplasm; nucleus. The record is from RefSeq and is a predicted model, not a curated record.
AUGGCCUCCACCGAGCCUCAAGUCAAGGUCCGCCUCCAAUCCAACGAUAAUGCCGUCAUCGAGGUUGAUAAGGCCGUUGCCGAGCGCUCUCUCCUGAUCAAGAACAUGUUGGAGGAUCUCGGUGAGACCGCCGUCUCCCAGAUCAUCCCCAUCCCCAACGUCACCGAGCCCGUCCUCCGCAAGGUCAUCGAGUGGUGCGAGCACCACCGUCAAGACCCCGCUCCUACCAACGAGGAUGACAACGACAACCGCAAGAAGACCACUGAGAUCGAUGAGUGGGAUCAGAAGUUCAUGCAGGUCGACCAAGAGAUGCUAUUUGAGAUCAUCCUCGCCAGCAACUACCUCGACAUCAAGCCUCUUCUCGACGUCGGCUGCAAGACUGUUGCCAACAUGAUCAAGGGCAAGUCUCCUGAGGAGAUUCGCAAGACAUUCAACAUCACCAACGAUUUCACACCUGAGGAGGAGGAGCAGAUUCGCCGUGAGAACGAGUGGGCCGAGGAUCGCUAA